CCGAGGCAGGUCUGUUGUGCGUUCUCUCCCAUUACAUACUGGAUAUGAUCAGCAGCAGACAGCCCGCAUCCUGUGUUAGAUAAAUCUCUCUAUCUGUACUAGUUUUGGGGUUAGUUAGUUAACCAGCUGAAGCCGUGUUUGGUGAAUGCGGUGCGGUUGAGUGGAUCUGAGCAGGAUAGCUGUGUGUGCAGGGUUUACGCCUUCUCUUUUGUCUGUGUUGAUGAAGCAAACUGGUUUGCAUUUAACCGGAAGAUCUUCUUGCCGACUGUUUAGUAUUUUUGCGUUUCUGUGACUGCGGUGUGAAGCUGCAGUUUAAACAGCAGAUCCUGUACAAUCUGUUUUUGUGUUUGUUUGUUUUUGCGUUUCGUUGAUCUGGAAAGCAUUGCUCAGCAAACGGGAACAGGUCCUGGUUGCACUUUGGUUCAGGUGGAUGUUGUAGCUCCAGCUCUAAUGGUGGUGCUGAGUUUGGCGGGACACUGAGAGGAUUACUUUCAUCCCUCUCCCCCCUUUUACCUCUCCUCUUUUAACUACUUCAUCAUGUCGGCCCUACAGACGAUUUGGCCUCCAGGAACUGAGUGUGUGGCCAGGUACAACUUCCCUGGCACCACCGACCAGGACCUGCCCCUCUGUAAAGGAGACGUUCUUACUAUUAUAGGAGUCACUAAGGAUCCAAACUGGUACAAAGCCAAAAACAUAGUGGGACGAGAGGGGACCAUCCCAGCAAACUAUGUACAGAAAAGAGAAGGGGUGAAGUCAGGCGGGAAGCUCAGUCUCAUGCCAUGGUUUCAUGGUAAGAUUACACGCGAGCAGGCUGAGCGGCUCCUCUACCCACCCGAGACAGGGCUGUUCCUGGCGCGGGAGAGUACGAACUACCCCGGCGAUUACACGCUGUGUGUAAGCUGUGACGGCAAAGUGGAGCACUACCGCAUCAUCUAUCACAACGGCAAACUCACCAUCGACGAGGACGUCUUCUUUGAGAACCUCAUGCAGUUAGUUGAGCACUACACCAAAGAUGCAGAUGGGCUGUGUACCAGACUCAUCAAACCCAAACUCAUGGAGGGUACAGUUGCAGCGCAGGAUGAGUUCUCUCGAAGUGGAUGGGCACUGAACCGCAAAGAACUGAAACUGCUUCAGACUAUAGGGAAGGGUGAAUUUGGAGAUGUGAUGGUGGGAGAUUACAGAGGAACUAAAGUAGCUGUGAAGUGCAUUAAAAAUGAUGCCACGGCACAAGCCUUCAUCGCCGAAGCUUCAGUCAUGACGCAACUGAGACACAAUAACCUGGUGCAGCUGUUGGGAGUGAUCGUGGAGGAGAAAGGGAGCUUGUUCAUCGUCACGGAGUACAUGGCCAAGGGCAGCCUGGUGGACUAUCUGCGCUCCAGAGGACGCACUGUGAUUGGAGGAGACUGUCUGCUCAAAUUCACAAUGGAUGUAUGUGAGGCCAUGGCCUAUCUGGAGGCUAAUAACUUUGUGCACAGAGAUCUGGCAGCUCGAAAUGUUCUAGUGUCAGAGGACAACAUCGCCAAAGUCAGCGAUUUUGGUUUGACCAAGGAGGCAUCGUCCACUCAGGACACAGCUAAGCUCCCUAUUAAAUGGACGUCUCCUGAAGCCCUGAGAGAAAAGAAAUUCUCCACUAAAUCUGAUGUCUGGAGCUAUGGGAUCCUGCUCUGGGAGAUUUAUUCGUUUGGUAGGGUACCCUAUCCAAGAAUUCCUCUUAAGGACGUGGUUCCUCGUGUGGAGAAGGGAUAUAAGAUGGACGCUCCUGACGGCUGCCCGCCUGCUGUGUACGACGUCAUGAAGCAGUGCUGGACUCUGGACUCAGCCCUAAGGCCCAGCUUCAGAGUACUGAGGGAGAGUCUACAGCUCCUUCAAUCCAACGAGCUCUACCUGUGAGAGUGCAGCUGCGAGGGUACGGACAUUACGGACGGACACAAUGUGUGGACACAGGGCUGCAGAUCUGGGAGUGUGGACACAGAGACUGUCUGGACUGCACACGUCCACACAGGAAAGAAAGAAAAGACUGUGGCCAAAUUCUUUUACUGAUUCCUAUAUUUUUCUUGUUUCCAUUUCUUUGUGCCUUCAUGAUUGAUUUACAGAAUCGGGGAGGCUGGCCUUCUCUCGUCUACUCGCCUUCAUUUUUAUUUCACCCUCUCCAGCCUCUGUUAGUGUCUCUCAUGCAUGAACUGCACAGACACUGAUUCCUCUGCUUCACUGAAUCACACGUCAUGUGCUCAUGUGUUUGUUCAAAUGAACACAGGUAUCAACACAGUCCAGUGUGUAUGUUCAGAUGUUCGUCUAUAAGUCUGCAGUGUACCAGACUCCAUUCCUGACCGUGAUCUAUGGUUGCUUUGUUGAUUUUAUAUUCAGUUUACGUCUUAAAAUUUCAUUUCUUUGUCUUUUUGAAAAUCUGGUUUCAAUGGUCUCACUCUCUCCUAGAUAUAAGAAAAAGAACUGGAAGUGUGUUUAUGGGGCACGUGGGGACCAAUUUAUUAGUUAUUGAUCUAUGAUGAACAGAAGAGCUUUUUGUAUGACAAAUGUAAGAAAAUAAUGAUAAAAGAAAAUAUAAAGCUGUCUGUCUGUACAAGAUUA
Trichomycterus rosablanca is the source of this 2586-nucleotide messenger RNA. RefSeq names its product C-terminal Src kinase (gene csk). Gene Ontology annotation, molecular function: non-membrane spanning protein tyrosine kinase activity; protein binding; ATP binding. The transcript has 13 exons. Gene Ontology annotation, biological process: protein phosphorylation; regulation of Fc receptor mediated stimulatory signaling pathway; adherens junction organization. Bases 538 to 1890 code for a protein of 450 amino acids. The record is from RefSeq and is a predicted model, not a curated record. NCBI's taxonomy places the organism in Eukaryota, Metazoa, Chordata, Actinopteri, Siluriformes, Trichomycteridae.